Molecule: messenger RNA, 3493 nt
Organism: Phyllostomus hastatus (greater spear-nosed bat)
Lineage: Eukaryota; Metazoa; Chordata; Mammalia; Chiroptera; Phyllostomidae
Gene: ZFAND5
Product: zinc finger AN1-type containing 5
Exons: 6
Coding region: 545-1186 (213 amino acids)
Molecular function (GO): zinc ion binding; DNA binding
Source: RefSeq, a predicted model, not a curated record
CGCGGGGCGGGGAGGAAGCGUCAGUCGGGAGGACCGGGGUUCUAUCUGCAUCUCUUCUUCGGGCUCUUCGCUCGCUCCCAGGAGCUACGGGCCUCAUCGGCGGUAGCUCAAGUGACAGAGAGCGCCUCCAGCGAGCCCUCGCGGUGCCGUUCCCGCUGCGCGCGCGCCGCUCGUCUUCGUAAUCGGCUCUACCCGCCGCCGGUGGAUGCGUGAGGCGACGACGGGCGAGCGACGCGAGCCGCGUUAGCAGCCGCGGCCUCGGGUCCUCCCUCCGCCUCUCCCUCUGUUCGCCCCCCUCCACUUCCCUCCUCCCACUUCCCAAGCUCCGGCGCGUCCCGGCCACGGUCGGUGCUACUGCAAGAACAAAAGGACCCCGCGGCGGCGGCAGCGCCACCUCCGCCUGCGGCGCCUACUGGCUCCUGGCCCGCGGCGGCGGCUUCAGGGCUUUCGGCUCGCCCCCCUCGGAGGCUUCGGACCGGCCCCACCGCCCCGGCGUCACGCGCCAGCCGGGCUCUUGCACUCGGGCUCACGCAGGCUGAAAAAUAUGGCUCAGGAGACUAACCAGACCCCAGGGCCCAUGCUGUGUAGUACAGGAUGUGGCUUUUAUGGGAAUCCUAGGACAAAUGGAAUGUGUUCUGUUUGCUACAAAGAACAUCUUCAGAGGCAGCAGAAUAGUGGCAGAAUGAGCCCAAUGGGGACAGCUAGUGGUUCCAACAGUCCUACCUCAGAUUCUGCAUCUGUACAAAGAACAGACGCUAGUUUAAACAACUGUGAAGGUGCUGCUGGCAGCACAUCUGAAAAAUCAAGAAAUGUACCUGUGGCUGCCUUGCCUGUAACUCAGCAAAUGACAGAAAUGAGCAUUUCAAGAGAGGACAAAAUAACUACCCCGAAAACAGAGGUGUCAGAGCCAGUUGUCACUCAGCCCAGUUCAUCAGUUUCUCAGCCUAGCACUUCUCAAAGUGAAGAAAAAGCUCCUGAGUUACCCAAACCAAAGAAGAACAGAUGUUUUAUGUGCAGAAAGAAAGUUGGCCUUACAGGGUUUGACUGCCGAUGUGGAAAUUUGUUUUGUGGACUUCACCGUUACUCUGACAAGCACAACUGUCCAUAUGAUUACAAAGCAGAAGCUGCAGCAAAAAUCAGAAAAGAGAAUCCAGUUGUUGUGGCUGAAAAAAUCCAGAGAAUAUAAAUUACUACUUGUGAAGAGACUGAAACUUUGUUUUUAUUUUAAUAUAUCGUAGGAAAACAUUAAAGAGCAGAUGCAUGGCCAUUUUCCUUUGAUGUUCUCCAGAGUUUUACUUUAUACUUGUCUGUCUUAUUGAUAUUUUAGGAUGUUUGGGUGUUUGUUACAGGCAGAAUUGGAUAGGUACAGCCCUACAAAAUGUAUAUGCCCUCCCUUAAAUAAAAUUGGAUGAAAAUCUGCACAUCAAAUUGAAUUACAGAUACUAGGGACAAAAUUUAGUUCCCACGUGCCAAACAAAAUCCGUGAAAUCUCUGCAUGUUUGCAGCGUUUCUGCCUUUUGGGAAUGUAAUCAAGGUAUAAUCUUUGGCUAGUGUUAUGUGCCUGUAUUUUUCUUAAAAAUGGUACACCAGAAAAGGACUGGCAGUCUACUUCCAUCAUAAUUAAACUUCACCUUGUUAAUUUCCACAUGUUCUUUGGAAGCUGGAAGAAGGCGAUAAAGAGGAUCAGACCUUUCCAUGAAACCAGUAUUUGAUGCCAUGUAUAAGCCUGGCUAGUCAGUCUAAAAGCUGUCAAAUAAGACAUUCUGUGAAAGGUAAACAUCACAACUGGUUGUCAUAGGAGUAAAACCAUCAAGCAACAGGGUUUGAGCUACCAUUGAAGCUUACUGUGCUGGCUGCACCAGAAGAUGUCUGCAUUACUCAUUGCUAAAAACGUGUAGCACAGAACUGCACUAGGAUUAAUUUGUUUACAAGAAGAAAUUAAAACUACAUUUGGUUUUCAAAUACAGCAGCACUACUGAAUAACAUGCAUCUGAAUUUUAAGUUGCAAAAGCAUCUGAACAGUUAAUUUUUCAUGUGCAUCUUUUGUUGAAUGUUUUGGUUCAAGAAAGAAUGUUUAAAGCUUUUUUAAAGACUUCAGUUCUUAAUGUAACUACCCUUCUGCAUGGAAAAUCAUAACCAACAUGGCUGCAGUAGACUUAGUGGUAUCCAGCACCACUUGCAGAGGGCUGCUUAUCAUAUUAAUUGUACUUGGGUGUAGGACUCUAGUGUUCUUGGGUGUAUUGCAUGGGCUGCAUUAUUUACAGCAUUGUACAAUAACAACUAGAAGAGGCAGUAUACUUCACUGAUGCUUGUCUGGUAAUACCACUUCUGUGUUAUAAUGGGAGGUUUUCUGUGAUGUAUGAAAUGUGCGUGUUUUUUUUUAAUAUAUAAAUGAGUAUAGUUAGAUUAGUGUUGUGGUAAUGCCUGUUUUCAUCUGUAAAUAGUUAAGUAUGUACACGAGGCACUACUCUGAUUUAUUGCAGUGUUCAGUCCUAGUUUUUACUUUCAUUCUUAAAGCAUUCAAUUUUGCUUUCAAUUUUAUGUACCUUAGUUCUGAGUUAGAUUUGCAGAUGUGUACAGAUAGUUCAUAUUUAUGUAUUGCACAUAAUCAUGCUAUCCAGCAUUGAUGCUAUAUUGUAUUAUGUAAAUAAUAAAAGCCAUGUACAGAGGGAAACUUCAACUUGUUCAUUGGGUUUUUAAGCUAUAGUUAGAAAUUCUACAGAGACAUAAUUAGAAAAUGUUUCAUAAUCUUUUAGUUACAUGUGUAGAUUUUACAUGGCUAUGUUGUACAUUUUUCAUUGCCAUCUCAACAUGUGUUCACAUGAGAACCAUGAGAUGAGUUUUGUGAAGUGUCUUCAAGUAUAAUACAUAACAGGUGAUUGUUUUUGAAAGAAAUGAAAAGGCAUUUUUAGGAUCUUAUCACCUAAGAAAGGAAGGAAAUUUGAACAAUUAUGGUCUGCCUACCCUAUUUGGUUUUAUUUUAUAGGUGACAUUCUAGGCAUGACAGUUGGCAUGAGAACAGGUGUAGUUUUGAUUUACUUUUUUGGAUGUGGCCCUAAUGUAGAGAUUGGAUCCAUGGGCUUGGUCUUUGAAGCUUUCACGUGAGAUAACGAAUAACUGACAAGUUCUGACUUUGCCCAUGGAGUAACAGAAGCCAAGAACAGAAACAUGGCUGCUCAGUGAUAGAAUUUCAAAUGGAAAUACUUAUCCUGGUUCACUAUUUUUCACAGUUCUUUGGGUUUUGAUGCAUUUGCUUCAAGUGAGGGAAAUGUGUAGAAGUUUAUAUAUGGGAUAAGGUAGUAUUUCCUGAAAUAUGAAGGAUUGCAAUUGACUUGAUAAUUAUGGUUUAAAACUAUGACUUAAUUUCCCUUCUCAGUGCUACCUCUGUCAACAUUUACUUGAUACGCUUUAACAGUAUGUGGGGGAUAAAGAAGACACUUAGGAAGAUGAUGGACCCUCAGACUUCAUUGGUUUAUAAAGGUCUUUGAAUAAA